Messenger RNA from Helobdella robusta, 384 nucleotides. RefSeq lists its product as hypothetical. The record is from RefSeq and is a predicted model, not a curated record. The coding region runs from base 1 to 384 and encodes 127 amino acids. The transcript has a single exon. Lineage: Eukaryota; Metazoa; Annelida; Clitellata; Rhynchobdellida; Glossiphoniidae.
AUGAGGAGAAAGCAAGCAUUUCGUCCGUUUGCAAAGAUCGUAUUUGUUUCUUUCUGUGCAAAAUUGUUAAAUUCGAGUCAGCAGCAAAAAUAUGGAUCAAGAAAAGAUGUGACAAAAAGAUGCGAGUGUGGGUUUGUGGCUCGAAGGCCCAGGCAUUUGCUUAGGCACAAAAAAUAUAAUUGUAUGGGGAAGGAGGUCAACAACGUAGACAAGCCGGCACAGGACAAAAGUGCGGAGCCAAGCGUGAAGGAACAGAAGGUCGUCACCAGACUCAACAAUGAAGCUGCGGAGGAGUUCAUCACCCUUGAGAUGGAUGAAUCGGAUAUUCAGGCGCUACUUCAUGAAUUUGGGGAUAUACCUAAUUUAGAAUUUAAAUUUUUGUAG